Molecule: messenger RNA, 387 nt
Organism: Coffea arabica (coffee)
Lineage: Eukaryota; Viridiplantae; Streptophyta; Magnoliopsida; Gentianales; Rubiaceae
Source: RefSeq, a predicted model, not a curated record
AUGGGCUCACAAUCACAAGCCAACCUCCCAAUCGUAUACUUCACCCGGGAAACUCUGAAGCCAGGCGCGAGUUCUUGGCUGUCAACUUGCAAGAAAGUGCGAGAUGCACUUGAGAAGCACAGCUGUUUCUUGGUUCAGUAUGAAAGAAUUCCUUCAGAGCUGAUCAGUGCAAUUUUCCUGCAAUUAGGAGAGUUAUUUGAUCUUCCCACAGAGACCAAAGUCCAAAAUAUUACCACAACUGAUGGUUUGUUCGGCUACUUUGGGCAACAGCCGACAAAUCCUACUUAUGAAGGCAUGGGAAUUGAAGAUGUAAAUAAUCCAGAAGCAGUGCUCAAGUUCACAAAUCUCAUGUGGCCCUCAGGAAAUGAUAGUUUCUGGUAUAUUUGA